AUGGACGGCAACCGAAACAACCCCAACGGCGCUCCUCCCAGCGGCAACCCGACCAACGGCCGGCUUCACCUAAACUUUGGCUAUAACGACCAGCAGCCAUAUAGCAACAAUCCGUCGAGCAACCGCGCGUAUCCCACGACGCCGUCGACCUUCCCGCAGCCCAUGUACGCCGGCCAGGGCAACCAGGAGUUUGUCGACGCCCAGCAGAAUGCCUACAACCAGGGAUACUUCGUGAACAACCCCUAUAUGGCGCCCGCCGGGCAGACGCUCCAGCAGCAGCAGCAGGCCCAGUAUGCUCCAGCACCGCACGGAAACCAGCCUGCACCGCAGCAGGCGGCCUACCAGCCUCGAGCUGCCGGCGGACACCAGGGAAACGACGAGACUACGGGCCUCAUACAGCAGUUCUCGAACCAGGACCUCAGCGCUUCCCCGCGCCCAGUGAGAGCCGCCCCGCAAGGCCAGCAGCGUCCUCGCACCGCGGGCUCUCCAGCCGGCCACCAGCAGGCUCAGGCUCACUUGACGCCGCCGGUGCCGGCUCGGGGGGCUAACCCGGAGGACGAGGAGCUCGUUCGGUGUCCAGAGAGAUACUCGGAGAACGCCCACAAGCGUGGGAAGGCAGCCAAGGAGCUGGUCAACGUCUUCUUCCGCGAGAACAUCGAGAGAGCCCGUGAUAGGAAUAUGCGUGCCGCAAGUCUGGACAAGAUCUGCCAGAAUGCAACCGUGUCUGAUACCAAGAGGAAGCAUGAAGCAGAGGCCAUGGCGAAGAAGGAGGCCAACUUUCUCCGGUUUAUCAGGACGAGAGAGACCCCUUCCAACUUCCAGACCAUCAAGAUUAUCGGUAAAGGUGCAUUCGGAGAGGUUAAGCUGGUGCAGCGCAAGAGUGACGGCAAGAUCUACGCCUUGAAGUCACUGAUUAAGACGGAGAUGUUCAAGAAAGACCAGCUCGCCCACGUCCGUGCCGAGCGUGAUAUCCUUGCCGACUCCAAGGACAACCCAUGGCUGGUCAAACUCCAUGCCUCGUUCCAGGACAAGGCAUAUCUUUAUCUCCUCAUGGAGUUCUUGCCCGGUGGUGAUUUGAUGACCAUGCUUAUUAAAUAUGAGAUAUUCUCAGAGGACAUCACAAGAUUUUACAUGGCCGAGCUGGUCAUGGCGAUCGAGGCCGUUCAUAAACUUGGCUUCCUACAUCGUGAUAUUAAACCAGACAACAUUUUACUGGAUCGUGGUGGACAUAUCAAAUUAACAGAUUUUGGCCUGUCUACUGGCGGCAAGAAGCAGCACGACAACUCAUAUUACCAGGCUCUGUUAAAAAAUACAUCAACAUCCAAAGAUAAGAAUAGAAACUCGGGCUUCUUCUCGGACGCCAUCAAUUUGACGGUCUCCAACCGUGGCCAGAUCAAUACCUGGCGUCGAUCACGUCGUGCCAUGGCAUACUCCACCGUCGGUACCCCAGAUUACAUUGCUCCUGAAAUAUUUAACGGUCAGGGAUACACCUAUCUCUGCGAUUGGUGGUCCGUUGGAGCCAUCAUGUUCGAGUGUCUCGUUGGAUGGCCGCCGUUCUGUGCCGAACAGCCCACCGACACCUAUCGAAAGAUCGUCUACUGGCGUGAACAUCUUGCUUUCCCCGAAGAACUUGUUCUCUCCCGCGAUUCAGAGCAUCUCAUCCGAAGUUUCCUCUGUGAUCCCGAAAACCGUAUCGGUCAAGAAGGCGGUCAACACGGCGGUGCCACCCAAAUUAAAGCCCAUCCCUUCUUCCGUGGCGUCGUGUGGGAACAGCUCCGCCGAAUUCGCGCUCCCUUCGAACCACGACUCACCUCUAACAUUGACGUCUCCUACUUCCCCAUCGACGAGAUCCCCCAGGAAGACAACAGUGCUCUCCUCCGCGCCCAGGCUCGCGCCAUGCCAGAGGAACAAGAGGCAGAGAUGUCCCUCCCCUUUAUCGGCUACACUUAUAAGGCCUUUAAUGCUUUCCAGAGCAGCUAA
Molecule: messenger RNA, 1980 nt
Organism: Arthroderma uncinatum
Lineage: Eukaryota; Fungi; Ascomycota; Eurotiomycetes; Onygenales; Arthrodermataceae
Product: AGC/NDR protein kinase
Exons: 4
Coding region: 1-1980 (659 amino acids)
Biological process (GO): peptidyl-serine phosphorylation; intracellular signal transduction
Molecular function (GO): protein serine/threonine kinase activity; ATP binding
Source: RefSeq, a predicted model, not a curated record